Zalophus californianus (California sea lion) is the source of this 1556-nucleotide messenger RNA. RefSeq names its product cationic amino acid transporter 3-like. Gene Ontology annotation, biological process: amino acid transport. Gene Ontology annotation, molecular function: amino acid transmembrane transporter activity. The record is from RefSeq and is a predicted model, not a curated record. Gene Ontology annotation, cellular component: plasma membrane. NCBI's taxonomy places the organism in Eukaryota, Metazoa, Chordata, Mammalia, Carnivora, Otariidae.
AAUUGGUGUAAUUCAGAGAAAUUAAUGACGACUUUCCGCGGGACGGCUCCCUGGGGGAUGAUUAACACUUCAUCGUCCAUCUGAUGCGCGGGGCCCAGCGCUCCAUCGCGAACAUUUGGGCCGUGGCCAGCCGCAUUAAAGGGAGGGCAUUGGUGUGGACUUCAAAGAAUAGCAGGUCCAGUUUGAUGAGGCGGUCCACCAUAAGGAGAGAAGAUUUGUGGGUCUUCUUCCUCCAGGCUCAAGAAUAUCCAGACUUCUUUGCUGUGGGCCUGGUGGUGUUGCUCACUGGAUUGCUGGCUCUGAGGGCCAGUGAGUUUGUCCCAGUUACUACAGUGUUCACAGUGGUGAACCUUUUGGUUCUUGGUUUUGUCAUCAUCUCUGGCUUCAUUAAGGGGAACCUGCACAACUGGAAGCUCACAGAAGAGGACUACGUAAUGACCAUGUUUAGACUCAAUGACACUUCUGGCUUGGGCCCUCUGGGCUCUGGAGGAUUUGUGCCUUUUGGCUUCAAGGGAAUUCUCCAUGGAACAGCUACCUGUUUCUAUGCAUUUACUGGUUUUGACAGCAUUAUUGUCGCUGCUGUCGAAGCCCAGAAUCUAAAGUGUUCUGUCCCCAUGGGCAUUGUGAUUUCAGUGCUCAUUACGCUCAUGAUGCCUUACUACCUGCUUCGACCUGGGAUCCCCCUGCCUGAGGCAUUUCUCCACAUUGGCUGGGACCCUGCCUGCUAUGUUGUGGCUAUUGGAGCCCUCUGUGCUCUUUCUACCGGCAUCUUGGACUCUAUGUUCCUCAUUUGUUGGAUGAUCUAUGUGCUGGCAGACGAUGGCCUCCUGUUCGGUGUCCUUGCCAGGACGUACACCAGAACAGGCAUCCCAGUCGUGGCCACUGUGGUCUCGGGCAUUAUUGCAGCUUCCGUGACAUUCCUCUUUGGACUCACUGAUCUUGUGGACCUCAUGUUGAUUGGGACCCUGCUUACUUACUCCCUGGUGGCUAUUUGUGUUCUCGUUGUCAGGUAUCAGCCUGAAAUGAAGGAUGAAGACAAUGCAACAGGGGCUCACCAGGAGAGGGGACCUGUGGCGGAGAAGCUGUCCCCGUGGGGACUCUUUUGUCCGGGCAGCCCCGCCCCCACUGCACUCUCUGGCUGGGUUGUCUCUGUUUGCGCCUCACCGCUUGCUCUGCUGCUGACUCUUCUCUGCCUGGUGCUGGCCCAGUGGCCAGGUCUGCUGCUUUCUGGAGACCCAGUGUUGGUUACAGUGGUUGUGUUGCUCCUGGUGCUCAUCACUGGGAUCACUGGGGUCAUCUGUAGACAGCCACAGAGCUCCACUCCCCUUUACUUUAAGGUCCCUGCUCUGCCUCUCCUCCCACUCCUGAGCAUCUUUGUGAAUGUUUACCUUAUGAUGCAGAUGGCAGCUGGCACCUGGGCCCGAUUUGGUGUCUGGAUGCUGAUUGGGUUGGCUAUCUACUUUGGCUAUGGGAUCCAGCAUACGUGGAGGAUUAAACCCACUUUAGUCAGGGCACAAACUGAGGACCUUGAACUGAGUAGUGCCAGUUCGAUUUGA